Molecule: messenger RNA, 940 nt
Organism: Bactrocera latifrons
Lineage: Eukaryota; Metazoa; Arthropoda; Insecta; Diptera; Tephritidae
Exons: 2
Coding region: 274-762 (162 amino acids)
Source: RefSeq, a predicted model, not a curated record
AAAAGAGAGAGACAUAGCUGAAAUAUCUGUUGAGCGAAAUCGUGAGAGUGUUUUUAUGUGGGUGCGAUCAGCACAGCACUCGAUUUUUCCAACUUUAGGCAACAAAAUGUUUCUAAUUUAGUGUUUGUUAAGCGCUGGUGAGCUACAAACUGCAACUGUCAAGAACUAAUAUAAUAUAAUUCUUUGGUUAUUUAAGUGGCGAUCACAGUGAUCGGGAAGCGUUAUUUGUAAUAAUAAUUAUCUAAAUAUACAUAAAAACAAAAACAACAUAAAAUGACUGUUGACGAAAAGGAAUGUGUAAAAGUGAUUGUCAAAGAAGAGCCUAUAAUCAAGGCAAUCGAAUUAAAGGACAUUGCUUUCCUCGAGCAGCAACCGGUGAUCGUGAAUUGUCCCGCCUGCGAAGCUGAAGCGUUAAGUAUCGUGCGUUUGGAGGCCGUUACGUGUCUGCAACGAUUUCUCAGCGCAACGAAGUUGUGUAAAAAUUGGCAACGCCGCACCGACAUCAAUCAUUAUUGCAGCAAAUGCGGCUGUUACAUUGGCCGUUUUGUGCCGAUUAAUUGCAGCGAACGUUGCUUGUCGCGCAGCGCACGGAAAAUGGCAGCCAAUGAUAGCAUGUCUCUGAAGACGCCACCGAACGAUUGUGCGGCGCAAGUGCAAAGGAAGCGUGAAGAAGUGAAAGCGAAGCGUGCGUCAGCAAAAGCAGAGAAAGAAGCGGCUAAAACACAGGAAACAACAGUGGUGGAGCAAGUGGAGGCGAAGUGAUAUUCAAACAGGAAAUUACGACUUGAGCUGGCUGAGCGAUAGUUUGUCAAAGGAGAAGAGCGGAAUAAUUGAAUCCAUUUCUAUAAUGAAUAAUUUUAUAUUAAAUUUACUGAAUUAAAGAAAAUACUUAGGGGAAAAUAAUAACGAUAUCAGUGAAAGUUGUUAAAUAUCUUUACAU